Lodderomyces margitis is the source of this 780-nucleotide messenger RNA. RefSeq lists its product as uncharacterized. NCBI's taxonomy places the organism in Eukaryota, Fungi, Ascomycota, Pichiomycetes, Serinales, Debaryomycetaceae. The record is from RefSeq and is a predicted model, not a curated record. Bases 1 to 780 code for a protein of 259 amino acids. The transcript has a single exon.
AUGUCAGUAUCAUAUGCAUCUACAUUAAGACAAGAGUUUGAUUCUUUAACUAGCCAAAAGCACUCAUCAAUAGCUGCUUUGGAAGAAAUUGCUCGUGACACUAGCGAUGAUUUAAAAUCGAUUCAGAAUAAGCUACUGCAUCAAGAACAAUUCUUAACAGACAUGAGUCUUGUGUAUAUUGACCAACAAGCACAAGAGAAGGUGUUACAAAAGAUGCUAGAAUUGGAUACUGACAUUGAUCUAUUCAAUUUCCAUGAAGGUGCCUAUGAACAGCUAACGAAAGAGACAAAUGAAUUGAAAACUACUUCCAACAAGUUGGACACCCAAAUGAAUGCACGAGUUGUGGAUAUAAAGAAUCUAACCCAUGAUGUGAAUAAUAGCUAUAGAUUAGCUGAAGAGAGGAAAACACAGGUCAACAGCUCAUUAAAAGAGGUGGAGCAACUUGAACGUGAAUUUGAACAAUUGAUUAAUGAGGAUAAUGACGAUAAGGAGUUGUUUGAAUCGGCACUUGAAGCAGAAUCUUUUGAUGUUGAUCCAUCACAAAUCAACAGUCAAGCCAAGUUGGAUGUUGAAGACGAGUUGAAACGAAUCACAGCGGAAAUCAGCAAGAAAGAAGCUGAUAUUAACAAUGAACGAAGUAAUGUUGCAUCGCUAAAGACACAGUUAGAAGGGUUGAAGCUACGAUUGGAACGGUCACAAACAGACGAUUCUGAGAAUGAUCCAUUGCAAAAGAAUUAUUACUUUUGUCAGGAGUUGAACAAGUUAUUGGAAUUUCUUUAG